CCAAUGAUUUAAAGUAGGGAGAGCAGCCAGCCAGAGCGGUAUGACACUUCUUCAUUCUGCCGCACACGCCGGUGCAUGGCCGCAACACUGAAAGAGAGAGGAGGGAAUCCCCGGGUGUCGCCUCUCUCCUGAGCGACUCCCAUUCUCACAUAGCUAAACUCGACAGUCGGAUGCUCGACAGUUUACGCUACAAGCAAGCAUGGCUCGGACUGAAGUUUAGUAAAACGACAGGUCACGAAGAGUCAAGACUGGAGCCAUAUUCUCUCUCCUUACCGCCUUCAUUCUUUUCGAAAAUCGUACUGGAAAGAAAAUAGGUUUUCAUUUAUGAGGCAACCACCCAAUGAUUUAGAUAUGGCACUGAGCGGGACGCUUUUGCCAUCCAUAUCCACAUUUGCCAGCGGUGCCGCUGUCAAGAACAAACCAGCGGGACCGGCCAAUAUACGCUGGAAAGAGGAGCUGUCCCACUUAAAGAGACCGAGCUGGCCAACAGGUGGGAGCCACCCUGACCAGGAAAUCCCUUUCAGAAUGGCUAAGAUCGAGCCAGAAGACCUAGACUUGCUGGAUUAUGACUUCAUCCUGUCAAACACUAUGCUCCAGCAACAGCAGCAGCAGCAGCAGCAGCAGCAGCAGCAGCAACAGGAGGCCAUGACGAGUGGUUCCAGAACUAUGUCAUCUUCUCCUGGAUAUAGUUCCUACCAGCUCCCCUCUCCUGGGGGCAAUACUAGUGAUCUGCUGUACAUUCCAGAUAUCACUGAUGUCUCUCCCUCUGGGGGCUUUGUGGCGGAGCUCAUGAGGCCAGAACUAGACCCCGCUUAUCUGCAGCCUACCCCCAGCCUCCAUGGGAAGUUUGUGGUGAAAACGACGAUGGAUAUGGGAGACUAUAAUCAGAAUGUCAAUGUCAGCAAAGCCGCUGGCGUGUCUGACUCCUCCCUGGCCUUCGUUUGCCAUCGAAUUAAGCAGGAGAGCCCCAGCACAUGCACCAUCUCACGGCCCAUUGACAUCCACCUGGGGGUCAGCUCUAGACAUGGGGCCAGCCAACGGGCCCCUGGACUUGACUCCCAUGCAUUCCCUGGAGGGCACCCCUUGGCCAACAGAAGCUCUUCUGCCUCCCUCUCCCCAGACGACCACCACCCCUCCACUCAGGUCUUAGGACGACCACAGGUGCCUCUGUCCCAGGGAUACCACCCCUCAUCGGGCUUCUCUCCUUUUCCCCAGCCUCCAUCCCUACAGUACCAAGAGCUCAUGUCUCCAGCUGAGUGCUUGCCUGAAGAGCCUAAGCCCAAACGUGGCCGGCGCUCCUGGCCCAGGAAAAGGAUCGCCACACACACCUGUGACUAUGCAGGCUGUGGCAAAACCUACACAAAAAGCUCACAUCUGAAGGCACAUCACAGAACACAUACUGGAGAGAAGCCUUAUCAUUGCGACUGGGAAGGCUGUGGCUGGAAGUUUGCCCGCUCUGAUGAACUCACACGGCACUAUAGGAAGCAUACGGGCCACCGACCCUUUCAGUGUCAGAAAUGUGACCGGGCUUUCUCGCGCUCUGACCAUCUCGCACUACACAUGAAAAGACACUUAUGAGCUCACUGGAAACCCCAAACUGAAAUCACAACGAGCUCAUGUGGCUCCUAAGACAUGCAUUGCCUUUCAGAUGCUCACUGAAAUUGUAUGACAAGCUGUGUUGUCCACGGCUAAUAGUAGCCCAUUAGGGCUUGCAGAUGUAUUUUUAUGGUGUUUUGUUGUCUUCCAAUGGCUGGUUAUACUUGGAGACCUUUCAUGUUUUCUUCUGUUCCUGGGGAUGGAACUGGAAUUCAACUCUUUCACAACAUUGACAAAACUUGGAGGACCAGGUGCCAAAGUAUGACUGGAAAUAUAUGAAUAUCAGGGAUGUUGAAAAACAGACAGAAUUAUAUAUGUAAAACAGAGGCCUUCAGAGACAUUCCAUUUGUAUUUACAAAUACACACUGUUCAACCUACUGUCUAAUAAAUCUAUUUUUAUAUUAAUUUUGCAAGCCAUUAAUUUCAGGUACAUUUAAUGUCUAUCUGUCAGAGGAUGGUGCUCAGUGACUCAACAGUGUUUUAAAAGGUACCAAAGAGGAAAAUAGAUUUGAGACAAAAUGUCAGAAGUGCCAUGUAAUUAAUUAUCUGUGCAUUUCCUGGAGUUGAUCUAUCUUCCACAUCUUGCUUUCAAUCAGGUGAUUAUAAGGUGUCUGGAUGGUGAUGGCAAUCUGAGCUGCACUGUGGCUGAAAAGUGCAAUACUUUUGAUAACGAUUACAUGCAUAUUUUUGUAAAAAAAAAAGAAAGAAA
Clupea harengus (Atlantic herring) is the source of this 2305-nucleotide messenger RNA. RefSeq names its product KLF transcription factor 4 (gene klf4). Gene Ontology annotation, biological process: regulation of transcription by RNA polymerase II. Gene Ontology annotation, molecular function: DNA-binding transcription factor activity, RNA polymerase II-specific; RNA polymerase II cis-regulatory region sequence-specific DNA binding. NCBI's taxonomy places the organism in Eukaryota, Metazoa, Chordata, Actinopteri, Clupeiformes, Clupeidae. The record is from RefSeq and is a predicted model, not a curated record.